AAAUUUUUUUUGUUUGUUUGACCAUCAUCAUCCAUUAGUUGAAUGAUUUUUCAUUAGUUUCUGAUUUUCUUUAAAACGGUGAUCAAUUUUAGUCAGUGAAAAUAUUUUUAAAAAAUGUUUGCCAACAACGUUUUCAUCUGGUUUUGUUUUCUACUAUCAUUUUCUUCAUUUUUAAAUGCCAUUCCAUAUCCACUCGAUAAUCAACAACAAUCAAUAGGUAUUGGUACUAAACCAAGAUUAAAAUCAUUCAAUUUUGAAUCAAAUAUAUUGGAUGGACAAACUGUACGUGUAUUUUGUCAAUUAAUUGAUGGUAGUCAACCAUUAUCAUUUCAAUGGUUAAAAAAUGGACAACCAUUAUCAUCGACAACAUCGAUACAACAUUCUUCUUCUUCAUUACCAUAUUAUACAUCAUCAUCAUUACCAUCAACAACAUUAACCAAUUCAAUUGAUAUACAAACAUUUUCUGAUUAUUCAUCAUUAGCUAUUUAUCGUAUUGAUCGACAACGUGAUUCGGGAAAUUAUACUUGCCUAGUAUCAAAUAGUUAUGGUUCUGAUCAAUAUAGUUCAUUAUUGAUUGUACAAGAACCACCAAGUUUUCUAGAAAAACCUUCGGAUAUAACGAUUGGUUUAAAAAAAUCAAUAUUGCUAAAAUGUCGUGCUACAAUAUCAUCAUCAUCAUCAUCAUCAAUGAUGCAAGGACAUCUGAAACCGAUAAUUAAAUGGAAUCGUUUAUUAUUCGAUAACGUUGGAUCAUCCGUACUGUCUAAUAAUAUGGCCAUUCCAGAUGCUAGACGUGAACAAAUAUCCAGUGGUGAACAAUUACAUUUAACAGAUAUUCGUAUUGAAGAUGCUGGCAUAUAUGAAUGUAUGGCUGAAAAUCCACAUAAUCGUUUGACAAUAAGUCAUCAAUUUACUAUAACUGUUAAUGUUCCAGCAUAUUUCAAAAUAAAAACCGAUCAAAUUGAAGUAAAACGUGGUGAAACUGCAAAAUUAAUUUGUGAAGCAUUUGGUGCACGACCAUUACAAAUUGAAUGGCUAAAACAACAAUCAAUAACUGGUGAAUUUAAACGAUUAGAUUUGGACUAUGUUCCGGAUUUUGUUAAUUCAUUUCCACGUUAUACUGCAUUGGAAAAAAAUUUUGAUUCAACAUAUUUUGAACAAUGGGAAUUCAAUUCUCCACAAAUCAAUAAUAAUAAAGAAUCAAUGAAAUCAAUACCUUAUGUUAAUAAUAACCGAACAUUAUUUGAAUUACAUAUAAAUUCAGUUGAUUCAAUGGAUAAUGGUCAAUAUGGUUGUCGUAUAUGGAAUGAUUAUGGUGAAGAUAUACGACGAAUAAAUUUAUUUGUACAAGAUGUACCUGGUCAGGUUCGUCAAUUACAAUUAGAUCAAAUAUGGACAAGUGAAGCAUCCAUAAGUUGGUCAACACCUGAAUCAAUUGGUAAUUUACCAUUAACACAAUAUCUGCUACAAUAUUGGAAAGAAAUUCGUCUGCCAAAUUUGACAAUGAUAUCAUCUGGUUCUCGUUUACAUGAAAUUGAAUUACAACCAACAAUAACAAAUUAUAUGUUAAAAAAUCUACAACCUGGAACAUUAUAUGCUGUACGUGUAAUUGCUGUAAAUCAAUUUGGUCAUGGACAAUCAGGACAAUUAUUACGUUUUCAAACUGAACAAGAAUCACCAAGUUCAUCACCAAUUGAUAUUUUAGCUGAACCACAAGGUACAACAGCUAUACAUAUUAAAUGGAAAGCACCACCAAAAAAUCAUUGGAAUGGUCAUCUAAAAGGUUAUUAUCUUGGUUAUCGUUUAAUCAAUAUUGAUGAUCAACAACAACAACAAAUUAAUAAUAACAACAACAACAAUGAUAUUUCAUUGAAUAACAACAACAACAACGCACAACAACAACGUAUUUAUAAACAAAUUGAAUUUAACGGUUUGGCUGAUGAUAAUUAUCAAGAAGAAUAUAUACUUUCCGGAUUGAAUAAAGGAACAUUAUAUGGAAUAAUUUUAAAAUGUUUUAACGAUGUUGGUGAAGGUCCUAGUUCACCGGAAGUAUUUGUUUCAACAGCAAUCAAAGAUCCACCACCAAAACCAACAUUAACAUUGGUUGAAACAAAAGAAAAUUCAGUGCUAAUUAAAUGGAAUAAAGAUUUAUCAAUGGAUGAUGAUAUUAGUCAUUUUAUCCUCGCAUAUAAAGAAGAUAAAAAAUCUAAAUGGAUGGAAUUAGAAUUGGUUAAAUCAAAAUUAAUCAACGAUGAUAAUAAUGAUGAACAAUAUUAUUAUUAUAAUCUAAAUGGAUUACAACGUGGUACCAAUUAUCAUCUGUAUUUACGUUCAAUAAAUCGUUUGGAUAAAAAUUCAAUAUCAGAACCAAGUGAUCAGCUAACCAUACGUACCGAAGGUGAAGGAUCAUCAUCAUUAAUGAAUAUGCUCAAUUCGAAUAUUGAAUCGCCGCAAUCACCGCAACAAUCGUAUCAUGCAAUUGCAGCCAUUCCAACGGCUGCAUUUUUACCAACAUUAUCAACGAAUUUUCAUCAACCAUCAUUACAACAACAAGUGCCUCCAUAUUUUCGUAUCAGUUUUAUAAUUCCGAUUGCCAUUGCUAUCGUUGUCAUUGUUAUUGCUUGUGUUGGUGCUUAUGUUUAUAUUCGUAUUGAUGAUCGUAAUCAACAGAUAAAAUUAUAUAAUUCUACUGCUGCCGUUGCUGCUAAUGUUAACGCUGUUCAACAUCAUGGUACAUUGGCUAUUGGACCGGGUAAACGUUUUCAAUAUAUUUCACCCGGUAAUGGUCAUAAUAAUGGAAAAAUAUUCAAUCAAUCAAUAACACCAUCAUCAUUAAAUUCAAGUGCAGGAUUAUUACGUGAUAAUUCUUGUACGCAAAGUUUAGUUUCCGAAGAAAGUAGCCUAUCGUUUCGUUAUUCAGAUAGUUCAUCGGAUAAAGGAAGACCAUUAUUAUCAAGACCACCAUUAUCAUCAAAUGCAUCAAUGAUACCAUCAGGUGUACAAUGGGCACAACAACAAUCACCAAUACCAGAAGAAGAUGAAUCAGCUGCUGGUAAUAUUGUUGAUUUAGAUUCAACAACAUAUGAAACAUUACCAUUUCAAAAAAAUGAACAAUUCAAACAAUCAACACCGAAUAUGCAAAGUUUUCAACAACAACAAUCCAAAUCACCUGCAUUUCCACCACCACCACCACCAUUACCUGGUGCAACAAUAUUUAAAGCAUCACCAUUAAAUAGGCCAAAUAACAGCAACAACAACAAUAUGUUCUGUCAUCAUGUUGAUGUACAUCAUACACAAUCAUCAUCAUGUGCAACAUCAGAUGCAAAUAAUUCCGAUUCAUAUGAUGAUUUUCGUUUUUUUUCACGUGUUUAAAAAUUAAAUUUUUUUCUGUGUGUUUUUAUAUAUCGACUACGCAAUAUUCAAUGCUGUGAUCAAUGCUCAUUCAAUUUUAUUCACUGAUGACAAACGUAAAAAAACAACAUCGAAAUUCAAAAUUUUUCAUUUUUCCAAAAAUAAACAAAAUUCUGUGAUUUAAUAUAACUCUAUAGAGAUUGCAUGAAAUAACAAAAGUUUUUUUUUGAUUACAAUUUACAAUUGAAUCAUCAUCAUUAGCAAAAAAUCAAUUAAUUUGUUUAACGAAACAAUUAGUAAAAAAAUGUGACUAAAACACAACAACACACGUGUAAAUAUAUUAACCAAGAAUUCAUCACCAAAAUCACAUCACACAAACACAAAAAGUAUCCAUUUUUUUUUGUUUGAAUGAAUUUUUUUCUUCUGUUGAUUGGUUUUCAUUUUGAAUUCCAAUCAUUUUAUUUGUAUAUAUAAAAAAUAUGUUUUUCAUUAUCUAAGUGGGGGGUGUGAUAAAUAGUUAAUUAAUUAAUCAAUUAAACGAUGAUCGAUAUUUACUGAUCGAUUUGAAUCAAUA
Molecule: messenger RNA, 3925 nt
Organism: Dermatophagoides pteronyssinus (European house dust mite)
Lineage: Eukaryota; Metazoa; Arthropoda; Arachnida; Sarcoptiformes; Pyroglyphidae
Molecular function (GO): protein binding
Source: RefSeq, a predicted model, not a curated record